CCGAGAGCCAUGGAGCCGUUGGCAAGACAGAAUUUCUCCCAAGAAUGCGAAGCUGCUAUUAACAAACAAAUCAACAUUGAAUUGGAAGCUAGUUAUGCUUACUUCGCAUUUUCGGCUUUCUACGACCAAGAUACAGUUGCGCUACCCAAGGUGGCUGAGUUCUUCCGAAAAAUGUCACAUGAAGAGAGAGAACACGCAGAAAAAUUUGCACACUACCAGAACCAACGUGGUGGUAGAGUGGUCUACCAGGAUAUCAAGAAACCCAGUAAAGUAACUUUCAGCAGCUUGCAGGAGGUAAUGGAGACCAGCUUGAAUAUGGAGAAGUCGGUGAAUGAAUCGCUUCUUCGAAUGCACCAUAUUGCUGGGGAGCACCGUGAUCCUGCGCUUCAAGACUUCAUUGAAACUGAAUUCUUGCAAGAGCAAGUCAAAUCAAUCAAAGAGUUUGCCGAUUAUGUCACCCAGACCAAGAGAAAUGGACCAAAUCUUGGCGAAUAUCUCUUUGAACGUCUCUCGUUGAAAGACUCACAUUAAUUUUUCAUUCCCCAAAUUUGUUCAUUACACAUUUCUAUAUAUUCA
This is a messenger RNA of Opisthorchis viverrini, 576 nucleotides long. RefSeq lists its product as hypothetical. NCBI's taxonomy places the organism in Eukaryota, Metazoa, Platyhelminthes, Trematoda, Opisthorchiida, Opisthorchiidae. The transcript is spliced from 2 exons. The record is from RefSeq and is a predicted model, not a curated record. Gene Ontology annotation, biological process: intracellular iron ion homeostasis; iron ion transport. Gene Ontology annotation, cellular component: cytoplasm. Gene Ontology annotation, molecular function: ferric iron binding; ferrous iron binding. The coding region runs from base 10 to 531 and encodes 173 amino acids.